This is a messenger RNA of Chroicocephalus ridibundus (black-headed gull), 1451 nucleotides long. RefSeq names its product caseinolytic mitochondrial matrix peptidase proteolytic subunit (gene CLPP). The record is from RefSeq and is a predicted model, not a curated record. NCBI's taxonomy places the organism in Eukaryota, Metazoa, Chordata, Aves, Charadriiformes, Laridae. Gene Ontology annotation, biological process: protein quality control for misfolded or incompletely synthesized proteins. Gene Ontology annotation, molecular function: ATP-dependent peptidase activity; serine-type endopeptidase activity; ATPase binding. Gene Ontology annotation, cellular component: endopeptidase Clp complex.
AUGGCGCCCUCCGUGUUCCCUCACCGGGGGCAACUGUUGCUACCCGCCUCGGCGGCGGGCGGGGCCCCCCCGCACCUCGCCCCGCCCCCGGGCUCCCAUUGGCUGCCGUCCGCCGCCGCCGAUCGCCGGUUGGCGGAGGCGCGCGUCGCUCGACGAGGCCCCCGCCCCACCCUCUCCCAUUGGCCGACCGGCGCGUCCUCAGCGGGCGGGGCGCGCGUGCGCUGCGCGGGCGGGGCCGCGGGGGACGCCGGGAAGCGUAGUCGCGGAGCGACGUCACGGCCGCGUGACGUCACGCCAGGCCGAUUUUCCUCCGGUUUCCCCCAAAACGCGCGCGCGGGUGGCGUCACCGGCGACGUCAGCGACCGUCGGGGCUGCAGCGGCUCCAUCGGGCCCCGGAAGUGUCAUGGCGGCGGCCGGGCCGCGGGGCACGACGGGAAACGCAGUCCUGUGCGUCACGUGACGGAGGGCCGGCCUACGGAUGGGCGUGGCCUAAGGGAGGGGGCGUGGCCGGCACGGGGGUGGGGGGGUGUGUCACGGAGGUCACAUGGAGCUCUGAGCGCUUCCGGGGCGCUAUGGGGCCGGGGCACGCCCUGCGCCUGGCCUGGGGGGCGGCCGCCCGCCGCAGCUUCCACCGGACGGUGCCGGCCCGCGCCCCCCCCCCCGCCCCCCCUCAUCCCCAUCGUGGUGGAGCAGACGGGCCGGGGGGAGCGAGCCUACGACAUCUAUUCCCGGUUGCUGCGGGAGCGCAUCAUCUGCGUCAUGGGGCCGAUCGACGACAGCCUGGCCAGCCUGGUGAUCGCCCAGCUGCUCUUCCUGCAGUCCGAGAGCAACAAGAAACCCAUCCACAUGUACAUCAACAGCCCCGGCGGGGCGGUGACGUCGGGGCUGGCGAUCUACGACACGAUGCAGUACGUGCUGAACCCCGUGUGCACCUGGUGCGUGGGGCAGGCGGCCAGCAUGGGCUCCCUGCUGCUGGCCGGGGGGGCCCCGGGCCAGCGCCACGCCCUGCCCAACGCCCGCAUCAUGGUGCACCAGCCCUCGGGGGGGGCACGGGGCCAGGCCACCGACAUCGCCAUCCAGGCGGAGGAGAUCCUGCAGCUCAAGCGCCAGAUCAACGGCCUCUACGCCAAACACACCGGGCAGCCCCUGGCCGUCAUCGAGGCGGCGAUGGAGCGGGACCGGUACCUCAGCCCCGUGGAGGCGCAGGAGUUCGGGCUCCUGGACCGGGUGCUGGUGCACCCCCCGCCCCGCGGCGAGGACGAGCCCCGCCUGGUGCAGAAGGAGCCCCCCCCGCCCCCCGACACCCCCCCGGGGGGGGCCUGAGACACCCCGCACCCCCCUUGGGGGGGGGUGGGGGGGUGGGAUGGGGGGGGGCUGUUUGCCCCCCACCCACCCCCCCUCCCGGGGUUCUGUACCCCCGGCUGGAAUUAAAGUGCUGCCGCCCCCCCCCA